UGGAAAAUUCUCCAUCAGAAUAAGUCUAGAAAAAUUAUUGUUUGAAAUUGUAUAGUGUCAGAAUAAUGUCGUGUAAUAAAAUAAUAUUAUUUUAUUAUUGUUUAUUUAUUGUUAAUGUUACGUGCAGUAAAAUCGAAAUUUACGCGUCUUCACCAGAAGACGAUUCAUCAAAACGUCUCAUUAGCCAUGCGAAAGAAAUAGUGGAGAAAUGUUUUACAAAUAAUUCAAAUCCAAUUUUAAUAAGUGCUGAUUUGAUUGAUGACGAUGACGAAGUAAAAAAUCCAUCUGAUAUUAAUCAUAUAAAUUCGUCGUUAAUUAUAAUUAACGAGGAUUUCAAGCCAACUAAGAUCGAAGGGCACAUUCCUGCUUAUCCGGCGUAUGUCCUUUUGUUUGAAUCGUUUCUAAAACUGGCAGCGUUUAUCGGAGAGUUAAGGAAAUCAAAAAUCUGGAGUAUCAAGUCUCCGUUUUUCAUUCUCGACACGACGAAAGAUCUUCGUAGUAUGAAUGCUCGAAUCGUACUAGGAAUGCUGUGGAAAUUUAAUUUAUUAUCUGCAUAUUACUUGUGUUAUGACAGAGAUUCGACAAUUGUUUACACUUUAAAUCCGUUUACAAAUUACGCUCCGUCAUCGUGGGUCCAACUUGAUGCCAGCGACGCAUUUAUAGAUAAAGCUGACGAGAAGUGGACACUCUAUAAUCUAAAAUAUUCAAAAGUUACAGGUAAAAAUAUAUGUCAGAAUAUAAUUUUCGACAAAACAAAAAAUUUAGGCCGUUAUAAAAUAAAAACAGUAUCUACUGGGCGAUUUCCAAAUGUGACUUUAGAUAAGAAAGUAAACAUGAUGGAAAAUUAUUUGAAAUCAAUAACGAAUGAAAAAUUAGCAACAAUACAUACAUUGAUUCCGUACAUUAAUGCAACAUAUUCAGUCCACUUCUUGGAACGAGGUAUUUCCAAAGAAAUGAUGAAUUAUGGUUACAUUGACGAGUUAGUACAAAAAAAGUAUGAUACCCAUGAUAAGUUAACGCAAUUAGCAGAUGCUAACUAUCAGUUUAUAGAUAUUAUAGCACAGUAUACUUUAUUUGAAUACUCAAUAUUGACGAAAAAGUCGAAUUAUUUGGAGGCAAUCAGCGAAAUAACUUUUAAUCUACAAUUUAUUAUUCUUUCAAUUGUUUUUCUUUUAUUGAUAUUAGCGGUCAUAUUAGUUAAUAAUGCGUUCAGGGUUAGUGAGAGUAUUAUGGACGUGGUGAAAAUGUUGGCUAAUAUGGGAGUUAUGUCUCCAAUGGAUCGUUUAUCUAUGAGAAUCAUUUACUUCUCUGGAUUUCUAUUCAUAUUUAUAAUAAUGCCCGAGUUUCAGGGACAAAUAUCCGCAAUGUUGUCAAAACCAAUUCGACGUAACGUUGAGUCGCUUAAAGAUCUUCGUGACAAUAAGUAUCAUGUAUAUUUUGACGGUCUUUUAGAAAAUGAUAUGAUCAAUGAAAACUUGUGGGUUACUGAUGAGGACAGAAAAUAUUUACAUCCAUCGAGUUUGCUACAUCUUGAAAAAUGCCCAUAUGAAGCACAGGAAAAUUCGACUGUUGCAUGCAUCAGUAGGACGUUGCUUCAAUUAAAUUCCGCUUUAAAUUUAAAAAAUUUACAUAUUUCAAAAGAUGUCAUAUUUAGAAAAUAUUUCGUAUACUGGACCAGAAAGGAUUGGCCGCUGAAAGAUAGAGUCGAUAAAAUGGGUGCACUAUCGGUGGAAACAGGCUCAAUUUAUUAUCGAGACGACAAACCGAGCAAAGAAUAUUCGAAAAAGUUAAAGAAAAUUAAUAAAAUUAAAGAAAAUGAAAAGUAUGAGCAGGUUGACUUUGAUAAUUUCGUGUUCAGUUACAUGAUCACUGGGGUGAUUUUACUGUGGAGUGUGUUCAUUUUCGCAAUCGAACUGCUCUUUCAUAAAUAUUCAAAACUUCGCAAACAAGUUCUGAUAAGGCGACGGUUCGGGAAUAGAAAGUCAUUGAGAUCGCAACCGAGAAUUGUUUUCUUUCCUGGGCGAAUGGUUCUUCUUAAUAGCCGCGAGUGAUUUUAUCUCGAAACCAAGUAUUAAAUUAGUAGUAAAUCCGUAAUUAGUAUUCACUGAUUGGUUAAUGGGGAUUUAAUAAUUGCACUCGAUGAUAUUCGAAAAAGGUGCCAUCUGCAGGUUUUGGUCACUAAGUAAAUAAUAAUUUAAAAUCUCAAAUAUCAUAAUAAGUAUCACUGAUACACAAAAUAAAACUUCAAUCUUUUCUGUAGAGCAUAAAUAUAUCUACAAAAAAAAUUGAUUCAACUUUUUCUUAAAAUCGGUAUUUGAACCUCCAGAAAUGGAAUAAAUGUCGUGUUGUUUGUCAUUAACAAUUAUAAAUCUGCAACUUUA
This is a messenger RNA of Microplitis mediator, 2381 nucleotides long. RefSeq lists its product as uncharacterized. The coding region runs from base 66 to 2051 and encodes 661 amino acids. The record is from RefSeq and is a predicted model, not a curated record. Lineage: Eukaryota; Metazoa; Arthropoda; Insecta; Hymenoptera; Braconidae. The transcript is spliced from 3 exons.